AUUAACUUCCUCCCUCCAUAGCUUCCUCGAAGCGUCCAUUCCUUUUGUACUACCAAGAUGCAUUUCUCUUACCUUUUGAUCGCUGCGCUUUUCAGCCCUAUCAAUGCGUUACCCGCUUCCAGUUCGUAUUCGGCACCGGCUCCUGUUUCGCGGGCACCAGGAUUACUAGGUCUGACAGAUGGACUCGGCAAAGUUGUCGAUGGCUUGUUAGACAGGAUUCACGACGAAACCGAAGAGUUGACCACCGCAGUGCUUGCACUUCUUCAGCAGCUAGAUGAGGUUGUGCCUACUGCGACGCCUACUUCUAUCGAAGACGUAGCCACGAUCCUCAAAGGCAUUGCUGGAGCGGAGCCUACGACUUUUAUCGAGAGUGUCGUAUCUCUCGCUAAAAACGGUCUUGGUCCAGGCAGCUUUGAGGGCGUUUUCAAACAGUACUCUGCCGGAUCGAACAGCGAAAACAAUGUCAAUGAACGCGAGCCAUCGAAGAAGCUCUAUCCCAGCGCUGGUGACAAUGAUGCGCCUUACUCUAUCGAUGAAGAGACCCUAAGAGCUGCCAUCUACAUUCCCGACACUUUUACCUACGGUGAAAAGCCACCCGUUAUCCUUGUGCCCGGCACUGCCACGAAGGGCGGACUUUGCUACGAGGCAAACCUUGCCAAACUUCUCACAAAGGAAGAUUAUGCUGAUCCCUUGUGGCUUAACAUACCUGGGUGGCUUUUGGAAAGCGCUCCCUGGAAUUCUGAGUUCGUCGCUUACGCUAUCAACUACAUCGCGGACAUCACUUCUCAGAAUGUCAGCGUCAUUGCAUUGUCUCAAGGAAAUCUUGACACCCAGUGGGCUCUAACGUACUGGCCUUCCACGCGCAACGUCGUCAGCGACUACAUAGCUGUAUCGCCUGACUAUCACGGAUCUAUCCUCCUCGAUUUUCUCUGUCCCAAGCUUACAGAAGGCAUCGUCGGCUGUGCUCCUGCUGUAAUUCAGCAGAAGUACAACGCAAAGUUCAUUGAGCACUUCCGAUCAGUGGGCGGUGCUUCUGCAUGGGUACCCACGACAACUGUAUACACAGGCACGGACGAUGUUGUACAACCUCAGCAUGGUACAAACGCAUCCGCCCUUCUAGGGGAUGAUCGUGAUGUCGGAGUCCUCAAUGUUGAGCUUCAACUGCAUUGCCCGCUCCUUUCACCUGCCUUAGUCGGCACCCACGAGAGUCUCUUGUGGGGCCAGCCACUCCAGGUUUUGAUCAAAGACGCGCUGACGCACGAUGGUCCUGCUUCCAUCGAACGCAUCUCUGAUUGGAACGAUGCAUGCUCCAUGCUUGCUGCAGAAGGCCUGGGAGUGGCUGACGUUGUUGGAACAACUGCUGCCGUGCCAGUAGCCUUUGCGGCUAUGUUCCUCUACGACAAGAAGGUUCUGUAUGAGCCUGCACUACCUGCGUACGCGGCUUGAGUUCUGUUGCCGUUCGAACAAUCCUGGAAACCGUAAACUAAGUGUCCAUUUGCCUGUAUUUGACUUUUAGACCUCUUCAGUAAUUGAUUCAAUCCAUCAACUACAUGUACAGCUC
This is a messenger RNA of Paraphaeosphaeria sporulosa, 1561 nucleotides long. Its product is annotated as alpha/beta-hydrolase. The transcript has 3 exons. The record is from RefSeq and is a predicted model, not a curated record. Lineage: Eukaryota; Fungi; Ascomycota; Dothideomycetes; Pleosporales; Didymosphaeriaceae. The coding region runs from base 58 to 1446 and encodes 462 amino acids.